Molecule: messenger RNA, 1156 nt
Organism: Paralichthys olivaceus (Japanese flounder)
Lineage: Eukaryota; Metazoa; Chordata; Actinopteri; Pleuronectiformes; Paralichthyidae
Gene: tmem45b
Product: transmembrane protein 45B
Source: RefSeq, a predicted model, not a curated record
AACAGGUGUGCAUGGUUCACACUGUGACAGCUGCACACACUCACGGAUUUCACCUGAUCUCCAGAGCAUUUGGGAGUUUGAUUAGGGUGAAACAAUGGCCAACUUUGGAGGACAUGCCAUUCCCGGCACGUUUUUCCUGUUUUAUGGCUUUUGGCUGACAGUGAAACACACUCUCCAACAAAACUGGAGGAAGAGUCAGCCCAACGGAAGACAGAACAUGCCACCUUUAUUUAAAAAAAUGGACUACAUCGAGGGAGGAUUCAAAAUAUUUGCUUCAUUUGUGGGUAUUAUGGUGGAACAGUUUGUGGUGGAUGGGCCACACGCCCACCUGUUAAACACAGACAACAAGUCGUGGGUGAAGCUGAUGAACUGGCAGCACAGCACCAUGUAUCUGUUCUUUGGGAUCUCAGGGAUAGCAUUGGUCAUUAGCACCAAAUCCAAACAGGCGCCACUUGGCGUUGACCGCCUUGCUCUCUCCAUGGCUCUUUUUGUAGAAGGGUUUCUGUUCUAUUACCAUGUGCACAGUCGUCCCCCUCUGGACAGCCACAUCCACUCCCUGCUGCUCGUGGCUGUGUUUGGUGGAUCGGCUAGUACCAUGUUGGAGGUGUUCAUGAGAGACAACUUUAUUUUGGAGUUGCUCAGGGGGUGUCUGUUCAUCCUGCAGGGCUCAUGGUUCUUCCAGAUUGGAUUUGUUCUUUAUCCUUUAAACGGAGUUGAGUGGGACUUGACCUUGCACGACAACAUCAUGUUUAUCACAAUGUGCUUCUGCUGGCAUUUAGCUGUCGCCCUUGUUUUGGUCACCUGCACAGUGUGUGUGGUUUGUUGCACAGUAAAGAGAUUCUCAGGAAGGGCACAAGACAUAGAAAUUGGAAUGAGAAACACAUCCUCAGAGACAAGUUGCCAGAAAGCUUUGCUUGAAGAGUCUGAUGAAGAGUGAAGGCUGUGUUUUGGUUCUUUCAAUUUUUAUUUCCUUUUCUAUGUUUAUGGUCUGUGUGUAUCUCAAGCUGCUGUUUGCACAGUGUAAUUUAGAUUUUUGUUUAAAUUUUUUUUUUAUGAAAAAACAAACAAAUCUAUCUGUUAUUAUGGUUUAUUCAACAACUGGUAAGAGAACUAAUGAUGUAUUAACAGUCAAAUAAGAAAAUAUGAGCCCAACUCA